AUGACGACAACACGAUCAAUUGAUUCUUUCAAGGCUCUCACUUUCGAUUGCUACGGCACCCUUGUGGACUGGGAGUCGGGCAUUUACAACCACCUCCAGCCCUUGAAUCAGCAGCUUGACGACUCGCACCCUCUUAAGAAUGACCGUCUCGGAUUGCUUCGUGCCAUAGUCCGGCACGAGGGCCUCGUUCAGACUGCCAACCCGGCCUACCUCUACCAUAAAGUACUGGCUGAAGCUUAUGGCAAUCUUGCCGCUGAGCUAGGCGUCAAAGCCGACGAAGAGGCCAAAGCCGAAUUUGGAUACAGCGUUGGCCGCUGGCCCAUCUAUCCAGACACGCUCGAUGCCUUGAAGCGGCUGCACAAGCACUUCAAGCUGGUCAUCAUCUCCAACGUAGAUCCCGAUUCGUUCAAGCGCACACUUGAGAAGCAGUUUCUGGGCUUUCCCUUUGACGCUGUGUACACGGCGCAGGAAAUUGGCUCGUAUAAACCCGACUUGAGAAACUUCCAGUAUCUCAUUGAGCACUGCGACAAGGAUCUGGGGGUGAAGAAGGAAGAUAUAUUGCAUACAGCACAAAGCUUGCACCACGAUCAUGUACCGGCGAAGCUGGUUGGACUGGUGAGCGCCUGGAUCGAACGAGGAGAAGAAGUUGAGAGCGUCAUGGGUGGGGAUCCGAAAGAGUAUGAAGAGAGAGUGGCAUAUUCGUGGAAGUUCAAAAACAUGAAGGAGAUGGCGGAUGCAGUUGAUGCUGCAGCUGCGAAGAGCGCCUAG
Molecule: messenger RNA, 768 nt
Organism: Trichoderma gamsii
Lineage: Eukaryota; Fungi; Ascomycota; Sordariomycetes; Hypocreales; Hypocreaceae
Product: haloacid dehalogenase
Exons: 1
Coding region: 1-768 (255 amino acids)
Molecular function (GO): hydrolase activity, acting on halide bonds, in C-halide compounds
Source: RefSeq, a predicted model, not a curated record